UCGAGGCCCUAACCGCAGUUGUGUGACCGCGUUCGGCGGGCGAGCACGGAAAAUAAGUCAGUAAGCCGCCAGAUUUGUGCAUUGCCGUUGCCAUAAAUAGUUACAGUUCGUAAAUUAGUGGCGAUUGGUGACAGUGCCUAGAUAGCCCCGAUAAGGCAAGUGUUCCGCGAAAGUUACACCAAGGCGAAGUGAAAUCAUGGGGAGGUCUCGCAACACCAACACCACACUUGCAAUUGUCAUUGCCCCGAUCUUGAUUUGUGCUUCGGUUGUUUUGGCCCAAGAUUUUGGAUAUGAGGGCAGAUAUGGACCCGAGCACUGGGGUGAAGAUUAUGCCCGAUGCAGUGGAAAACACCAGAGUCCCAUAAAUAUCGACAAGGUUACGGCUGUGGAGAAAAGGUUUCCCAAGCUGGACUUUUUUAAUUUCAACGUGGUGCCGCAUGCCUUUCAAAUGUCGAAUAAUGGUCACACGGUGCUGGUGAAGAUGAGUUUCGACGAGGACACAGUGCCGACUGUGAGAGGAGGUCCUUUGGCGGAGAAAACUCCUUUGGGCUACCAGUUCGAGCAGUUCCACUUCCACUGGGGCGAGAACGAUACGAUAGGCAGCGAGGACCUGGUCGAUAACCAUGCCUAUCCCGCCGAGCUCCAUGUGGUCUUGCGAAAUCUCGAAUAUCCUGAUUUUGCAAGCGCUCUGGACAAGGAUCAUGGCAUCGCCGUGAUGGCCUUCUUCUUUCAGAUUAGCAACAAUUCAACUGGUGGCUAUGAGGGUUUCACGAAUUUGCUGUCUCAGAUUGACCGGAAAGGCAAAACCGUGAACAUGACCAACCCACUUCCCCUGGGACAAUACAUCUCGAAGUCUUUGGAAAGUUACUACACCUACACUGGUUCUCUGACAACUCCGCCAUGCAGUGAGGAGGUUACCUGGAUCGAUUUCACAGUGCCCAUAGACAUUACGGAGAAACAGUUGAGCGCUUUCCGACUGCUGACGGCCAAUGAUGAUCAUCUAAAGAACAAUUUCCGACCCAUCCAGCCGCUGAACGAUCGCACCUUGUACAAGAACUAUAUAGUGGUACCGAUAUUCAACAUGGGCUCGAUUCCGUUUGUCAAUGCGGAAAAUGCGGCUGGCAAUGGGAGGUGGAGGCCCCUUUGCCUGGCAGUCCUGCUACCCAGUUUUGUCCUCAUGGCUCUGCUAAGGACCUCCGUUUUCAGUGGUUUUUAAUUAGAAUUCUGCGGCGGGGAAUCGAAGGUUAAAUCGUUAAAUGCCUAGCAUGCGUUGAGGCGUCCAAUUAAGCGCUGUAAUUUACAUUUUCCGCUCUUGUUCGCCGUCGCUGUUUGUUGUUCAAACACGAGUGCCGGUAAUUUCCUCGGCACGGGCUCCUGCCGGCAGGUCAACCAUAUAUAUCUACGGGCAAACAAUUAGGCGGCAGUACAGGGAAAUUAUUAAGCCCAAAAGGGGGGAGUUUUUCAGCUGGUACGAUACCUUUACUCAUCAAUUAUGCAGCACCUCGCACAAAGACUGUCAACUUCAACCGUAUCGCAUCCGUAUUCGUAUUCGCGUCCGUCCAACGUUAAACGUCCUUCAUCCAAAGAAGCCUGUCAGUGCGAGGGUGACCCACUUGGAAUUGCACAUUGUGAUUUUUAAUGCUUGGCACAGGCAAAGCUUUUUAUUUAUGUACUUUAGGCUUAAGUUUUGUAAACAUAAAACCGUAAUAAAAUGUAUUUUUUGUUAAUUUA
Drosophila elegans is the source of this 1731-nucleotide messenger RNA. It is a transcript of the gene CAH2, whose product is annotated as carbonic anhydrase 1. The coding region runs from base 197 to 1216 and encodes 339 amino acids. Gene Ontology annotation, molecular function: carbonate dehydratase activity; zinc ion binding. The transcript is spliced from 4 exons. NCBI's taxonomy places the organism in Eukaryota, Metazoa, Arthropoda, Insecta, Diptera, Drosophilidae. Gene Ontology annotation, cellular component: cytoplasm. The record is from RefSeq and is a predicted model, not a curated record.